AUGCAUGUCCCAAAUUGUUUUCUUCUCUUAUGUGCCUUCGUUGGUAUUGUUGCUUCAUUCUCUCCGAAGGAUGUCAAAUGGCCGCCAUGGCAAUCAUCGGUGUUUACUAAUCCGCUCGGUCUAAUCACGGAGAGGAUAUGUUCUUAUUGUGCUGAACAUCCCGAUCGCGCUGAGACCAGUCUUGACAAAAUGACUGAAGUAUUACAAAAAACUGACGAAACAACCCGAAUGUUUGCUGGCACACUCGCUUAUAUCAACCAAAUAGACAAUCGAGAAAAAUUGACGAAUAAUACGAGUACAUGUGCAACGUUCUUAAACGAAAUAAACGAUGCAUUGAUGGAAGAUUUGAAAGCUAAUCUUCGUAAUAGUGAAGAUGCGACAAAUAAAGGAAUCGAAACAUGGAAAUCGUUUUUUGAUAUCUUUAAAAAUCUACUUCAAUAA
Messenger RNA from Adineta ricciae, 441 nucleotides. The record is from the annotation of a GenBank genome assembly. NCBI's taxonomy places the organism in Eukaryota, Metazoa, Rotifera, Eurotatoria, Adinetida, Adinetidae.